AUGAUUCAUUUGGGAAAGUUCUGGGUGGCUGAGAAAUCUCUUGUUCGCACUAGCUCAUACUUGUUGUUUACUACACAGCUAGGCCAUGGAGGCGUUAACCAACUGGGUGGAGUCUUCGUAAACGGUAGGCCUUUGCCGGACGUAGUGAGGCAAAGGAUAGUCGAAUUAGCUCACAAUGGAGUACGGCCCUGUGAUAUUUCCAGACAGUUAAGAGUGUCCCAUGGAUGUGUAUCCAAAAUUCUUUCGAGGUAUUACGAAACGGGUAGCUUUAAGGCCGGUGUAAUCGGCGGUUCCAAACCAAAAGUUGCAACUCCACCUGUAGUUGAUGCUAUCGCUAACUACAAAAGAGAAAACCCCACGAUGUUCGCCUGGGAAAUUCGUGAUAGGCUUCUGGCCGAAGGAAUUUGCUCCCAAGACAAUGUACCUAGUGUAUCUUCAAUUAAUAGUGGACCCUAA
Messenger RNA from Diabrotica balteata, 456 nucleotides. Lineage: Eukaryota; Metazoa; Arthropoda; Insecta; Coleoptera; Chrysomelidae. The record is from the annotation of a GenBank genome assembly.